CGGACGUGUUUCGUGGUUAAGGCCCGGCGCGGCUCGAUAGAUCGAACCCUUUUUUUUUUUGUUUUUCGGGUCCUACGGAUUUAUGAGUGGUGUAUGUGUAAGCCUGUGUGUGUGUGUGUGUUUGUGUGUGUGUUCCGUGUGUUAGUGUCCAGUAGUGGUUACUAGCGGUAGUGCCAGUUGUGGGUGCCUCGCGAUCAACCCUCGACCACCUACAAUCUACGACGCAGCCGCAACACGAUGGAGCAGCUGUCGCUGUGCUGGAACAACUUCAAAGAGAACCUGGCCGAAGGAUUCCAGUCGCUGCGCGAAAAGGGUGAACUGUUCGACGUGACGAUUGCGUGCGAUGGCCGCCAGUUCCAGGCGCACAGUACGGUGUUGGCCGUGUGCAGUACCUACUUCCGGGAGAUACUCGUGGAAAACCCGGCGCGACCGUCAAUCAUUAUACUGAAGGAUAUCUCCGGGCACCUGAUGGAGUUGCUGCUACGCUUCAUGUACAACGGGACGGUGAUCGUGGACAAUGCUGAGCUGGAGGCGCUGAUGAAGCACGCUGAGCAUCUGCGCAUCAAGGGGUUAACACAACGGGUCCGGUCGGGUGCCCCGAGCCCCGUACCAUCCGGCUCGGCACGUCUUGGGCACAGUGACAGUAGCGGUGGUCCCAACAAUGGCCACCUCCAUCAUGGCUCCUCGUCGCCACCACUGUACGGUGGUGCUGCGGCUGGCGGUGCAAGCGCAGGAGCAGGAGGAGGAGGAGGAGGAGGAGGAGGAGGAGGAGGAGGAGGAGGAGGAGUAGGUGGCGGUAGUAGCGCACUGCAUAUCCAGAGCCCAACGCACAGCGAAUCGGAGGAUCACACACCUCAUCUUCAUCAUCAUCAUCAUCAUCAACAUCAUCAUCACGCAUCCGGCCGACUGCUCAAGCGCAAGUGGAACGAGGAUUUGGAGGACGAACUCAACUCGGACACCAGCUCGGACGUGGAGUUCACCAACCAUACCCGCACCGAUCACCAGCAGCAGCAACACCACCACCACCACCACAACAACCAUAACCUCAACCAUCACCAUAACCUCAACUCGGGCAGUGCGGGAGUUGGAUUGGAACCGGGAUCGAGACGCAGCCCGCCCUCGAUGGUGUUCCGGCUGCCGCGAAGUGGCUCGGACCACUCGCUCGGUACGGGUGCAGUCGACUAUACCAGUCCGGGUGGUGCUGGUUCCGUGCAGCAGCAGCAGCAGCAGCAGCAGCAGCAACAGCAGACGCUCUUUCCACACUUUGAGCGCUUCACCGGUAACUUCAUCGCUUCCGUCGCAUCAGCGGCGGCAGCGGCAGCUACGGCGGCUACCACGCCGACAACGACGACCUCGGUAGCCACCGGUAGCGACGACGGAACGGCGACAGCGACGGCGACGGUGGCCACCGGUAAUGGGAACGGUAGUAGCAGCGUUGGUGGUACGGCGCACAACGACUCCACGGACCGUUCGACCGACAGCUUCCCGACCCGAUCGCCCCGGCUCAUGGAUGUACCGGCAGUGGCACCAGGCGAGAAGUGGUUCCAGGGGCGGCUGCAGUUCAUGCUGAGCCAGCGCGGGAAACCGCUGCUGGUGCACGAUGGCCACUCGUUCGGUAUUCAGUACAUACGCAAGGACAAGAAGUACUGGCAGUGCAAUUUGUCGCGAAAGUACAACUGCAAGGCGCGCGUCACCACCACCGAUACUGGCGACAUCAUCGUCACGAACAACGAGCACUGCCACACGGAGAUCCGGCAGCACCUUCGCAAGGACUACAAAACGAUGAAGCUAGCGGCGACGCUCGCCGCCACCCGGGCCUCCUUCGAAGCGACCAACCUGGCGGUCGCCUCCUCUGCUGCCAAUGCCUCCAGUGGGCACGCGACGACAGCGGCAGCAGUGGCAGCAGCGGCAGCGGCGGCAGCAGCAGCAGCGGCGGCCGCCGGCACUCAGCAACCGGCCACCGAACCGGACCAGAUGCUGACACUCAAUCUCAGCAGCCUGUGGCCGAUCAAGCGCGAAACGAACCAGUGCAACGAUUGAGACCCCAGACGCCGCCAAGGAACGCCAUGCGCGCUGACCCAACGGAUGCCAUACGUUAUUGUAUUUUGUUGUACUUCCCUACUACCUUCCCUUCCUUUCCUUACUGCCUCUAGCAUGAGUUUUUAGUUGUUACAAUGUUCUCACAAUUAAGAUCCGCCGUCGCACACCGACGAACGAUCGCGACCCUAUUCCCACCCUACAGCCAAAACAUACUCUCGCUUUGGAAUACUCAUACCCCUGGGUACCACAACUCGUCGACGACGACGACGACGGCAGCAGCACACUAUUAGUGCGAUUUAGUGAAAUAACGAUGCUCAACUACUACUAUUACUGACCUUUAGCAGCAAUGAGGCAACUAAUAAAAUGAUAUUCCGAGCGGCUUUCCUUAAAAACGGGAUCCGCAAUAUUCAGCACCA
Molecule: messenger RNA, 2456 nt
Organism: Anopheles darlingi
Lineage: Eukaryota; Metazoa; Arthropoda; Insecta; Diptera; Culicidae
Product: sex determination protein fruitless-like
Exons: 3
Coding region: 238-2040 (600 amino acids)
Biological process (GO): regulation of transcription by RNA polymerase II
Cellular component (GO): nucleus
Molecular function (GO): protein binding
Source: RefSeq, a predicted model, not a curated record